CCGAACAGCAGGACCAAAACGUGUGUAAACAAAGCCCAACGUCACUCGUAUUUAAGCCUGGAAAUUCCUGUUUAGGGUGACGAGACAGCAAAAUGCAUGCUAUUGAGGGAUCGGGGAAUGUCCCGGCGUUUUUGACAAAGCUCUGGAGACUUGUAGACGACGUGAAAACCAACGAUUUGAUAUGUUGGACACAGAAUGGACGAAGCUUUAUCAUUCGGAAUCAGGCCAGGUUUUCUCGUGAUCUUCUACCACAAUACUACAAGCACAACAACAUGGCAAGCUUUGUGAGACAACUGAACAUGUAUGGGUUUCACAAGGUGGUCUCAGCAGACUCUGGAGGCCUGAGAUUGGAGAGAGAUGAGAUGGAGUUUGCGCACCCACACUUUUUGCGUGGCCAAGAAGCCCUCAUUGAGAACAUUAAGAGAAAGCAACAGCGUAGACUUGCAAGCGAUGGAGUCGAAUUUUCCCAGAUACCAACAAGCCGCACAGUGAUCUUGGAGGAAAACAAGAGUGUCAGCAAGCUGCUUAGUGAUGUGAGGGACAUGAAGCGCGACCAAGAUUCUAUGAGUACAAAACUGUUAGGCCUUAAACGGGAAAAUGAAGCCCUGUGGAGAGAGUAUGCAAGUAUGAGACAAAAGUUUUCCAAGCAGCAGCAGAUCAUAGAGAAGCUCAUUCACUUCCUCAUUGCCAUGGUCAAAUCACCCUCAAAAACACUAGCACCCAAGAGAAAAUUUGGUCACCUUGCAUUAGAAGGUGGUGAAGAUGCUACAUCAGCCACAGCCAAGUUGAACAACCUCACCCAGUUUACCCAAGGACCUGCAAUGGAUGUGGUUAGUGGAAGCACCAGUGGAAUAGGUGGUGCCCAGAUCCAUGAAGUUACAGAUGUGAUUGAUUCAGAAGACCCAGAGAUGAUCACCAACAUCUUCACCGUGUCUGAAGAAAACGAGUCAGGAGUCGAGCAAGUGCCGUUACUACAGACCACUACCUCGAGAGUGCCAGAGGAUUUGGCUGAAACCUUUGAAGAAAUCUGCGAAGACCCCCUGGAACCUGAAACAAUACUAAUGUUAAAGUCUGAUGCACUCCCAGUUUCAACGUCCACAGCAGUUCCAACUGUGGUGAGUCCUGGGGGAACCACAAUAACAGAAGCAAACACAGAAUUCCCUGAACUAAAUCUGGAUGAAGCGCCACUCAGUCCAGAACUCCUAGAAACUGUUGACCCAAGUGCUGUAACCCAGUCAUUCAAAUAUGCCUCAAGCAAUUCAGCUGUCAGUUCCAGUGGCAGCAAUGGUGUGAUAGCCAAUCCUGGCACAAGCAGCAGAACUCAGGCCCCAUCCACAAGUACCCAGAUAGCUGUACCACAGAAGGGCAAAAAUAAGUCCAUGAAGAGACAGAAAACUCCUCCAAAGACCAAGCCUACCUUGAGUGUUGCAGUCCCAGAAAAGUCUCUGCAGAAGUAAGUUCACUGACAAUGUUAAGAGGUUGCCAAGAAUAGCAAGGGGGUGGGGCAAAAGUAAGACAUUUAGUAAAGACUUCAAAAGUUUUGUUUGUAACCUUUUGGUUUCCUGUUGUGGUAUGUAAAACAGCUACUGUUAGACUUUUGGUUGAU
Penaeus indicus is the source of this 1606-nucleotide messenger RNA. It is a transcript of the gene Hsf, whose product is annotated as heat shock factor protein-like. Gene Ontology annotation, biological process: regulation of DNA-templated transcription. The transcript is spliced from 9 exons. The record is from RefSeq and is a predicted model, not a curated record. Gene Ontology annotation, molecular function: sequence-specific DNA binding; DNA-binding transcription factor activity. Lineage: Eukaryota; Metazoa; Arthropoda; Malacostraca; Decapoda; Penaeidae. Bases 93 to 1457 code for a protein of 454 amino acids.